Molecule: messenger RNA, 1564 nt
Organism: Neohortaea acidophila
Lineage: Eukaryota; Fungi; Ascomycota; Dothideomycetes; Mycosphaerellales; Teratosphaeriaceae
Product: glyceraldehyde-3-phosphate dehydrogenase
Exons: 5
Coding region: 420-1445 (341 amino acids)
Biological process (GO): glucose metabolic process
Molecular function (GO): NAD binding; NADP binding; oxidoreductase activity, acting on the aldehyde or oxo group of donors, NAD or NADP as acceptor
Source: RefSeq, a predicted model, not a curated record
CUCGCCUGCCGGAAAUGGCGGCGGCGAGCGAGCGAUGCGCCGGAAGGAGCGAUGAUGGAGCGAGAGAUGUCAUAUCGACUUCCCCUACUCUGAAAUGAUUGACAGAUGGCGAUCCAGUCACGGAGCGGUGCCGGCGAUGCUGAGUGGUAUAUGAGGAGUGGCCCGACGUGACGAGUUGGACCGAAGAAGAGCCUCUAGACCGCACGUCACCCCGCUACAUCCCGACCUCCAGCCAAACGCUGCCCCACCUCAACGCCAGAAACACCCGGUAUUUUUUCUUUCCCUCCAAUAGCCGCCAGCUCCGACCAUCACAACCAUCAAUCACCACUUGUCUCCCACUCUCCUGCAACUCCUCUGACUCCGUGUCUGCUUCACACUCCACACACCCCUCACACAGCAACCCAUCCCCAAGCGCAAUCAUGUCGGUCAAGGUUGGAAUCAACGGGUUCGGCCGCAUCGGUCGCAUCGUCUUCCGUAACGCCCAAGAGCAUGGAGACAUCACCGUCGUUGCUUGCAACGACCCCUUCAUCGAGCCCCACUACGCCGCAUACAUGCUCAAGUACGACUCGCAACACGGCAUCUUCAAGGGCGAGAUCGAGGUGGACGGCAAGGACCUCGUGGUCAACGGCAAGAAGGUCCGCUUCUACAACGAGAAGGACCCCGCGUCCAUCCCGUGGAGCGAGACGGGCGCCGAGUACAUUGUCGAGUCGACGGGCGUCUUCACCACCAAGGAGAAGGCCGAGGCACACUUGAAGGGCGGCGCGAAAAAGGUCGUCAUCUCCGCCCCCUCCGCCGACGCCCCCAUGUUCGUCAUGGGCGUCAACAACAAGGACUACACCUCCGACAUCAGCGUCAUCUCCAACGCCUCCUGCACCACCAACUGCCUCGCCCCGCUCGCCAAAAUCAUCAACGACAAGUACGGCUUGAUCGAGGGCCUGAUGACCACCAUCCACUCCUACACCGCCACCCAGAAGACCGUUGACGGGCCCUCGAGCAAGGACUGGCGCGGAGGCCGCACCGCCGCCCAGAACAUCAUCCCCUCCUCCACCGGCGCCGCCAAGGCCGUCGGCAAGGUCAUCCCCAGCCUCAACGGCAAGCUGACCGGCAUGUCCAUGCGCGUGCCCACCGCCAACGUCUCCGUCGUCGACCUGACCUGCCGCAUCGAGAAGGGCGCCACCUACGAUGAGAUCAAGGAGACCAUCAAGGCCGCCGCUGCCGGAGAGUACAAGGGCAUCGUGGGCUACACCGAAGACGAAAUCGUCUCGUCCGACAUGAACGAGAACGAGCACUCGUCCAUCUUCGACGCCAAGGCCGGCAUCUCGCUCAACAACAACUUCGUCAAGCUGGUCAGCUGGUACGACAACGAGUGGGGCUACUCGCGCCGUGUGUGCGAUCUGAUUGCCUACGUUGCCAAGGUCGACGGCCACAAGACCAAGGAGGUGUAGAGGGCUGGAUUCGUGCUUCUGGUUCACACGUGGUGCAAUUCACAUCGAGAGCCGAGUACUUUGGUACACAAGCUAGCUAGGCUUUUGGUAGAAAAAUGAAAUCGUAGUAUUCGUGAGUG